AUGAUUAUGAAUAGCACUAAGGUUGCUGUGGUGGGAAGUGGAAUUUCAGGAGCAGUCUGUGCAUCAAAUCUUGCCAGAAAUGGAGUAUCUGUGACAUUGUUCGAGUCUGCCAGAGGCCCUGGUGGCCGCAUGUCUCAAAGAAGAGAAGUUGCUGAAGAUGGGAAGGAGCUAUUGUUUGACCAUGGUGCUCCAUUUUUCAAUGCCAACAACACUGAGGUUCUGGGUCUUGUUCGUGAAUGGGAAACAAAGGGUCUUGUUGCUUGCUGGAGAGAGAAAUUUGGGUGUUUUGAUCGUGUUUCCAACAAAUUUGUGGACCUAGAACAGGAAGGAUUAAUAGGUAAGAGAUAUGUGGGUAUCCCAGGCAUGAACUCUGUAUGUAGAGCAUUGUGCCACGAACCUGGAGUGGAAAGUAAGUUUGGAGUGAGUGUUGGGAGAUUGGAAUGGCUAGAUGAUGAGAAUUUGUGGUCAUUGAUUGGUUUAGAUGGGCAAAAUCUUGGCCGGUUUAAGGGAGUAGUUGCAACAGACAAAAACAUUGUUUCGCCCAGGUUUACAAGUGUUACAGGGAGACCACCACCUCUUGAUUUAAAUUUAGUUCCAGAAUUGGCAGUUAAGUUGAAUGAUAUUCCUGUCCGCCCAUGCUUUGCUCUCAUGAUAGCAUUUGCAGAGCCUCUGUCAUCAAUACCCUUUAAAGGCUUCUUAAUAAAAAAUUCUGAAGUUCUAAGCUGGGCUCAUUGUGACAGCAGCAAGCCUGGCCGUUCCACCUCUAGUGAGCGAUGGGUUUUGCAUUCAACAAUGGAGUAUGCUCAGACUAUAAUUGCUCAAACUGGACUUCAGAAACCUUCAAAUGCAACAUUGACAAAAGUGGCUGAAGAACUCUUCCAAGAAUUACAAAGCAUGGGACUUAAUAUCUCACAGCCCCUUUUCAAGAAAGCCCAUAGAUGGGGAGCUGCUUUUCCAGCUACAAGCAUAGCCAGAGAGGAGAAAUGCCUUUGGGAUAAGAACAAGAGGCUUGCCAUUUGUGGUGAUUUCUGUGUUAGUCCAGAUGUUGAAGGUGCUAUAGUUAGUGGCAUAGCUGCAGCUUCAAAACUUACAGAUGUCCUCAGCUGCUUAUGA
Prunus armeniaca (apricot) is the source of this 1113-nucleotide messenger RNA. Lineage: Eukaryota; Viridiplantae; Streptophyta; Magnoliopsida; Rosales; Rosaceae. The record is from the annotation of a GenBank genome assembly.